AUGUCAAGGUCGGUCCAGCGCCUGAGAGCUCCCUGCUGGCCGGUGAAUCAGAACUGAAAGCGUCUCUUCCUCCUGUCCAGCUUCCUGCAGCAAGCUUCGCCCGUGACCCAGAAUUUGUCGAGCUCGUCCCACCCCGUGCAACGCACGCUCGCUCGCCUCGCCGACGACUUCAACGCCUGGCUCGUCGACCAUCAGCUCUUUGUUGCUAUUCAAAUAGUUGUACGUCUUGUGAACUUGAUGGCAUUAGAUCCUUGAUGUUUUCCAUGCACUGACCUCGUACUCUCUCCCCGGCUCCGUUUCUCCUCUCCACCGUGCCGUUGCCCCCCCUUGCCCCACUCCGCCCAGGUCCUCUCCGGCCUCUUCUUCUGGUACAUCACCCUCCCCGUCGAACCUACCCCGAUCCCCGACCUCUCUGACCUCGACCCAGGAACCAAGAUGGCCGCCGCCGUCAAGCCGUUUUCCACCGACGACAUCAAGCUCGAUCCCCCCAAGGAUGACCCCAUCACCGUUGAAGAGUUGAAACAGUACGAUGGUACGCAUGCCGAUAAGGGGAUUUACGUGGCGAUCAAGGGGACCGUGUUUGAUGGUCAGUGACUCUGAUCUAUGGACCGCCAGAAGGAAGAUGAUCAUCGGGAAAAGCUUGCUAAUGUGGGCAAGGAGCGUUCGCACAGUCUCGGCCAAAAAGGACAUGUAUGGCCCUGGGUGUGGCUACCAUGUGGGUGAACCUGGCACUUGAGGGGUAUAUUUCUGCGUGACUGAUCUGUUUAUCGUGUUACGGUCUCGCGCACCAGAUCUUCACGGGUAAAGACGCGUCGUGUGCACUGGGCAAGUCGUCGCUCAAGAUAGAGGAUGCCGAUCCGGAUUACUCCAAGUUGAACGAGGAGGAGAUGAAGGUGUUGGAUGACUGGUUCAAGUACUUUGCCAAGGUCGGUCUUACGCUGGUGUUGGUCUACGCUCGCCGGAGUAAAGUCGCUGAUUACUCGGCUCGGCCUUCCCUUUUUAAUCCCCGAGCAGAGGUACAACAUUGUCGGCAAGGUGGUGCAAUAA
Microbotryum saponariae is the source of this 1047-nucleotide messenger RNA. The record is from the annotation of a GenBank genome assembly. Lineage: Eukaryota; Fungi; Basidiomycota; Microbotryomycetes; Microbotryales; Microbotryaceae.